Molecule: messenger RNA, 779 nt
Organism: Striga asiatica
Lineage: Eukaryota; Viridiplantae; Streptophyta; Magnoliopsida; Lamiales; Orobanchaceae
Source: the annotation of a GenBank genome assembly
CUGCCUUUCCUAUACAUACCCAAUUUCUAUUCAUUCUCAAAUAGGCAAAUAUGUUGAACUAGUUCUCUUUAUUACUUUUUUAUACCAUAUCGAAGGAGAAUUUCAAGCUUGACAAGUACGUCUUUACGGCGUAUGUUGUGAAUUAGCUUCCACUUAUUAAGAGUGCACAAACGAUAAAAGACUUACUAAAUUAGUCAACAAACACUCAUUCCAUUAUUGUUAAGGUGGGGGCAAAAGGCUUAUUUGUCAGGCUUGUGAUUCUCCUUUGAUGGUGUGAAAUGUCCACCGGCGAUUUGUCAGAUCUACUCGCUCCUAAGCCGGAGAAAGGGACGGCGGCCGGGUCUUUGACUCGUCGGCCACUCGCCGAGUUCGAUUGUGGGGAAACCCCUCUCGAUUUGAUCAACAUUUUUCAGACGAUAAGGAAUACUUCAGUUUGUAGUACUCUUCAAUUGAGAUUAAUAGAAUUCGACCUGCCUCACUUCUUCGCCUCUUCAGCCGCCGCCGCUGCCUUGGGUGGCUCCGUGGCGACGCCGCCGUCGAUGCAGCUCCGGCACCUCCUCUCGACCCAUCCCUCCACGUCGUGGUCGCCGUGGGACCCCAGGUGCCGGCCGCCGCAUAGCCGGGCAAUUAUUCCGGCCACGACCCCGAGUAUGGUUAUGACGGCCAGCACCACCACGAGGGUCUCGAUAGAGUGGGGUGUGGAAGAGCGGCCACCGGACUCCGCCUCCAUCACCACCACCGGCGGCGACCCCACUAGCGGCGGCAGCUGGUUGGUUUGA